GCAAAAUAUCUCCACAGAACGUUACCACUAUUGUCGAUGUUGGUGUUUGGAUGCAGCAACGUUGGUUAUGGUGGGGCUCGGCAAGUUUCCCUUCCACAUGACGGCACGGCACGAUGAUUUCCAGCCAGGGUUUCGGGACCCGGCAGCUGGACACGAUGGCCUGUGCCAAGAACAUUCCAACGAGAAUCGAGAAGAUCAUCAAAAAUAGAUCCAUCUUCACCCGGGAGGCCAGAACAAUCGAAGAUCUUUCAAGUUUCGCCUCAGCUGAAGAUCAUGAAGAUCGACCUGAAACCACCUGAAAAGUGAUGAGUUGAAGACUUUGGAAUCGCAGAUGCAACCACUACAGUUCGGCAUAAACAAACUGAACGAAUCGACGGAAAUCAGAGCAGCCACCUCCACAUCUCCUCCGCAAACCUCCUUUCCACCACCACGAACCACGACAAGGGUUGUCUUCCGAAGGGCACAAACGGGCACACGGGUAGGAGCAGAUGGCGCAAAACAACGCCUUCUUUGCAUCCCCAUUCCCGUAUAUUUCUUUUGCCGACGGACCCCUCAACGUCAAUGUUACCGGCCCAAUACCUCAGAAAUGGACGCCUCGGACUUCGGCACUGGAGGCAAGUUUGAGAGGUCGAUAAAAAAUCCCAAAAAUGGAAAUGCAAAAUACCGCUCUGACCAACAUCAAAAGAUUCAGGUCCCCACUGUCCCAUCAACGUGGCUCGGAUCAAACCCCAAGCGUUCUAGGCUCUUGGUUGGCGUUCAAUAGUGACAGCUUGGACAGGAGGCCAUCAUGCCAGUCACUUGGCUGCAGCCCAAUCAUCUCGGGGCGAAAUCGAAUGCCCAUCCCCAUACACAACAACUCCCAUCUGAUGCUGGCUCUUGGGGCUUCCCAAUGUGGGAGGUAAGGUGUUUGCUGGUCACUGCAGCGAGUGCAGUGCGAGCGUUAUUCCGGGCAUCCAGUGCGGCUGGAAGCACUGAUGGUGUGGAUUGGCGGUGAUGGAGUGAUUCGAGAUGAGCCCAGCCAAUCACAUCGACUCCUUUCGGCAAGCAGCCCCUCUUGGCAGCUCUUGGACCCUGGGAUUCAGACGAACAAGCACCCCUGUCCCCAAUAAUACGAACGUGGGAAGCGAACAGGGGGGGCCGGAUAGGAUAAGGCAGAGGUCGAGGCUUUGGGUGAGAUGCGGGAUCCGCAUUCGCCAGGGGGUCACAAGGUUCAUGCAGGCCUCACUCCCAAUCUCCUCUCUCAGUUCGUCGACGGAAGAGAAAGAAAAAAACCGAUAUGAAAACCACCGCUGCCGCUCACAUCGGCCUGUGGGUCGACUCCUGUUCUUCUUCUUCUCUUUCUUCUUGAAACACCCCGUUUGUGCGACAGAAGAGACGUUCAGUCUUUCUUCUUCUCGGGCAUUGUCGUCUGCUGUUGUCCGAUCUUACAUACGUUCGCUUUCCGCCAUAUCAUUCACUCGCUCACUCGCUCGAAUCCGAGACGAGAUCUCACACAUCGUACAACCCUCGCUAUAUAGACUCGACAUUUCCGUCAUAAUACCUAAUGUUUUAGACAAGAUCGCAACCAGAGAACCGAGACACAAUGAGAACCAGAACCAGCAAGGGCUCUAUCCUUGCCGGCCUGCUCCUGGCAGCGGGAGCGGGAACCGGCAGGGCGGAUCCGACAUGGCCCGCACCUACCGAUCAGAUGGAGGAGAUUGUUUUCCAGCUUCAGGGCAUGGACGGGAGUUUGUUCAGUGAUAACAUCACGCCUUGUGAUAAUGAGGCCGCUGGGCCGGGGAGGGUGACAGCUAGCGAGUGGCUGCGUGUUGCUUUUCAUGACAUGGCUACCCAUAACAGGUUUUUUGACCGGGGCGGUCUCGACGGCUCGUUGCAAUUCGAGCUUAGAAGCUCUGAAAACACGGGCCCAGGACACAACACCACACUCCAGUUCUACGCGACAUACUUGUCCAGCCGGUCAAGUCUCGCAGAUCUGAUCGCGGCCGGAGCGUAUGCCGCCGUUCGCGCCUGCGGAGGACCAGUCAUUCCACUGAGAUUGGGACGCAAGGAUGCGCUGACGGCCGGCUCCUCUGGUGUUCCCCAACCAGAGAACUCAGUUGGCAGUUUCGUAUCGCAGUUCGACCGCAUGGGCUUCUCCCAGGCUGAGAUGAUUCAAGUCGUGGCCUGCGGUCAUACGCUCGGAGGAGUUCACAGGACCGAGUUCCCCAACAUCAUUCCCGCCGGCGUGUCCAAUAUUCCCUUUGAUACGUCCAAGGCCACCUUCGACAACAGGAUUGCCACCGAGUAUGUGUCUGGUAACACCACCAACCCCCUCGUAGUUGGUCCAGCAAUUGCUAUCAACCGCCAUUCCGAUUUCAAGGUCUUCAACAGUGACGGAAACGCCACUAUCAACACCAUGACAUCGCCCAGUGCUUUCCAGAGCAUUUGCCAGACUGUUUUGCAGAAGAUGAUCGAUGUGGUACCGUCCACUGUGACUUUGACUCCACCUAUCGCUCCGUACACCGUCAAGCCGCAGGAUAUGCAGCUCACUCUUCAGUCCGGUGGCGCCAGCUUCCUCCUUACCGGAAAGAUCCGUGUCCGGACUACCGAGAUUCCCGGUAGCACCAUCACCAACUUGGUUUUGACUUGGAAAGACAGGAACGGUGGUAACAGCUGUGGCUCUUUGUCAUCCUGCUCCACGACCGCUACUCUUCAGGGUAUUGCCAACGGUUUCGAUGACACCUUUGCCUUUUUCCCGAUUGAGGCUACCAUCCCUACAUCGACCGGCAUCUCCUCUUUCACAAUCACCAUCAACCGCAACGAUGGCUCGAGCCAGAUAUUCGACAACAAUGGAAACACCUACCCCUUGUCGGACGCCGUUGUCUUGCAAAAGACCCAGAGCUGCCUGUUGCAGACAUCAGGCCAACUCACUGUUGCGGCCGUUGUUCGCAACGAUGUCGUCGGUGUUCCAGUGAACCUCGAUAUCGAGUAUCAGACGCCCCGGACCGGUAACAGCGGCAACCCAGUCCCUGCCAUCAACACAGCUACUGUUCAAAUGACCGAAGGUGACUGUGUCGGUCCCUACACUUUCUACUCGGCAAGCUACACCAUCCCCGGCGGCCGCAGCUACAACGCCAGAAUCAGCAUCACUGCUGGCGAGCACACCGAUGACUUCAACAAGGCCAGCAUCUUUGGCGGUACAUGUGGCAGCUUUACAGGCACCCUUGCCUGCGGCAACGUUACUGAACCCGUUAGCACUACGAGCUCUUCGGCCACCGCCUCCAGCACCUCGACCUCGGUCUCGAGCAGCGUGGUCACAACCACGACUACCGGCAGCACCGGUGUUCCCACCCCUAGCAUCAGACCCAGCGUUGGUGGCUACAGCUUUGUUGACUGCUGGACCGAAGGUGCUGGUGGCAUCCGCGCUCUUGGCGGUGCGUCUUUUGCCUACGAUGAGAUGACUCUUGAAUCCUGCGCCGCCAACUGCACUGGUUUCGAUCUCUGGGGUACUGAGUAUGGCCGUGAGUGCUACUGCGGAAACAGCCUUCACUCCAGCAGCUCCGAGGCUCCUGAAGCCGAGUGCAACAUGCCCUGCGGUGGUGAUCCGAGUGCCUUCUGCGGUGCUGGCAACAGAAUCCAGCUCUAUUCUACCACGGCCACACGCAGCACGUCUGCUACUCCCACGCCAACUGCUACCUUGAGCAUCAAGCCUACUGUUGGUGCUUAUGUGCGUGUUGGAUGCCAGACUGAGGCCUCUGCCGGUCGCGCCUUGUCGGGGAACAGCUAUGCUUCUGAUGACAUGACUCUUGAGUCUUGUGCUGCUUUCUGCAGCGGCUUCACGUAUUUCGGCACUCAGUACUCUCGUGAAUGCUUCUGCGGAAACACUAUCAAUGGCAACAGCGCUCCUGCUCCCGAUGCGGAUUGCAGCAUGACCUGCGCCGGCGACCCCUUCUCCUACUGCGGAGCUGGCAACAGAUUGGAGCUCUACAUCCUGGAGACUGCGUCCACCUCAACCACCGGUGCCCCUCCUGUCGAAGUUACGACCACGGCUACUGCCACUGCCACGUCUACCACUUCUGCUGCCCCCACAGGAACACUUUCCCGCGUGCCUACCGUUUCUCCCUAUAGUUACGCCGGCUGCUACACCGAGGGCACUGGCUCCCGCGCCCUCACCGGAAAGAGCACUUAUGACUCCGAGAUGACCCUCGAGUUCUGUGCCAGCUAUUGCUCUGGUUACAGGUACAUGGCCACCCAGUACAGCGCCGAGUGCUUCUGUGGGAACACGCUUCACUCAACUGCCACUGAAGCCGCCCAGGGCGACUGCUCCAUGACCUGCGCCGGCAACGAGUUCCAGUAUUGCGGAGGACCCAACAGACUCGAGCUGUACGUCCAGGAGGACAUCGAGGCCCCAGCUGCCCCUUCCCACCCAGAGGCCGUUGGCAACUGGACCUUCUACCAGUGCAGAACAGAGGGAAGCCCAGGACGCGCCUUGGCUGCCGAGACAUACGCCGCUGACACCAUGACUCUCGAGUCUUGCGCCGACUUUUGCGCUGGCUACACUUACUUUGGUACCGAGUACGCUAGGGAGUGCUUCUGCGGUAACUCUUUUGGUGUUGGCUCGAUCGAGGCGCCUGCGGCAGAGUGCUCCAUGACUUGCGCGGGUAACGGAUCGCAGUUCUGCGGUGCUGGUAAUCGUCUGAGUAUUUACCAAGCUGCUUAGAGCAAGUGAUCAGGGUGUUUGUUGGAUUGACGUUUUUUUUUUUUUUUUUUGUUUUUUUUGGGUUUCAUCGUGUAUAUAUUUAUUUUAGUCUUGCCCGUACAUUAGGAUAUCUUGUGAUCCAGGUGUAUACUUCCUGGUACUUUUGAAUACCUCAAACAUGCAAGUUUAUAAACAGAUAGAUCACCGACCUUUCCAACAUUGAUUGAUCCAGA
Podospora bellae-mahoneyi is the source of this 4911-nucleotide messenger RNA. RefSeq lists its product as uncharacterized. Gene Ontology annotation, biological process: response to oxidative stress. The record is from RefSeq and is a predicted model, not a curated record. Lineage: Eukaryota; Fungi; Ascomycota; Sordariomycetes; Sordariales; Podosporaceae. Bases 1583 to 4699 code for a protein of 1038 amino acids. Gene Ontology annotation, molecular function: peroxidase activity; heme binding. The transcript is spliced from 5 exons.